AUGUACUGUCUUCAAUGGUUGAUACCAGUGUUACUAAUACCAAAACCACUGAAUCCUGCACUAUUGCAGACGCAUGUCAUGUUCAUGGUUCUAUACUUGACUGGAUUCUUUUUGGAACGGAAGCCGUGCACCAUAUGCAGCAUAGUAUUCUUAGUAGCUGUGUUCCUGAUAUGUUACAGCGGGUAUGGCAAUUGUAUAUUCUUCAGCAGCAACUGUGAUUCUGUACAGUGUGAUAACGGUUAA
Messenger RNA from Macrosiphum euphorbiae (potato aphid), 243 nucleotides. The record is from the annotation of a GenBank genome assembly. NCBI's taxonomy places the organism in Eukaryota, Metazoa, Arthropoda, Insecta, Hemiptera, Aphididae.